GAGCUCCUCGGACGCACGACAACACACCAAGUGAAGUGGAAAGCGGCUCCUGUUCUGCUCCUUAUCCCAUUUCGGACGCGGCGGGCGAGGCGACCCGGGAUCAGACCGCUGGCAGAACCGGACCGAAAGGAAGACGCUGUAGUUCAGAAGACAGUCUCGGCUUUAGUUGUUAUCUCGAAGAGUACGUCCAUCUAAUGACGGCAGAGGUCCAGCAGCCCCCAGCGCAGACUCCUGCCCAGAGCAGCCCCAUGUCUGCUCCGGAGAAGCCGCACGGACAGACGUCGGUGAUGGAAACCGCCUCCUCUACCACGAAAACCAAGAAGACCAACGCUGGGAUUCGACGACCAGAGAAGCCCCCUUAUUCGUACAUAGCGUUAAUAGUCAUGGCUAUCCAGAGCUCUCCCACCAAGCGCCUGACGCUCAGCGAAAUCUACCAAUUUCUGCAGAGUCGCUUCCCGUUUUUCCGAGGCUCGUACCAGGGAUGGAAGAACUCCGUGCGUCACAACUUGUCCCUGAACGAGUGCUUCAUAAAGCUGCCCAAGGGCCUGGGUCGGCCGGGGAAGGGCCACUACUGGACUAUCGAUCCAGCUAGUGAGUUCAUGUUCGAGGAAGGCUCCUUCAGAAGGAGGCCGAGGGGGUUCAGGCGCAAGUGCCAGGCGCUGAAGCCCAUGUACAGCAUGAUGAACGGCCUGGGAUUCAACCACAUCCCCGACUCCUAUAAUUUCCAGGGGAGCGGCGGGGGCCUGUCCUGUCCGCCCAACGGCUUGUCUCUGGACAGUGGAAUUGGGAUGAUGAAUGGACACUUGGCAGGUAACAUGGAAGGGAUGGGUCUAUCCGGACACUCCAUGUCCCACUUGUCGGCCAACAGUGGACAUUCCUACAUGGGAAGUUGUACUGGAUCCACUGGGAGUGACUAUCCCCACCACGACAACUCCGCGUCGCCCCUGCUUCCCAGCGGGGGAGUCAUGGAGCCCCACGCCGUCUACUCGAGCUCGGCCUCGGCGUGGGCUCCGGCGCCGUCGGCCUCUUUGAACAACGGCGCCUCCUACAUUAAGCAGCAGCCUCUGUCUCCUUGUAAUCCGGGAGCGAACCCGCUGCAGCCCAGCUUGCCCACGCACUCACUAGACCAGCCGUACCUGCACCAGAACGGGCACAGUACCACAGACUUGCAAGGCAUUCCUCGGUACCAUUCCCAGUCUCCCAGCAUGUGUGACCGAAAGGAGUUCGUGUUCUCGUUCAACGCCAUGACGUCCUCGGCCAUGCACUCGCCGAGCAGCGGCUCGUACUACCACCACCAGCAGGUCUCCUACCAGGACAUCAAGCCCUGCGUCAUGUGAUGCCUCCACGGACAGUCCGCGGACUGGAGGACGCUGUCACGGACUCGAGCCACGCAGCACGUUGAACUGGGACGAGAACAAAUGCCAAAUAACCACUGAGAGACACGCGUGGCACCCUCGGGCCUGUGGGGCGCGCGCUGCGUCGAGUGGACCGGACUACUUUCCUGUACUGGUUCACACAGUAAAGACACGGAGACACGAAAACCACAAAGUCACGGCACAGCGGCGACAAUAAUAAUCUAUAAUAAUAAGCGUCUUCGUGCCAUCAACGUCGGCCAGCGGGGUUGAGGCUGGCGUAAAAGCCCUGCUGCUGUUUGGUACUAGGCCUAAAUCGGAUUAACCACCACUUCACACCUUUCUUACGCUUAUUCUCCUUGUAAAGUUAGGCCAAUGUACAAAUACACACUUCCGUCUUCUCCGUUCAACGUUUUUACUUUUCUUUCUACAAGCGUUGAAUUUUGAAACGAACAAUUAUGGACAAACACACAAUCACCGUGUGUCCAUAUUUACUGUGUAAAAACGAUGAAGGCACUUUUUGAAUAGCCUAUAAGCGCAAACUUUUUAUUUAUUCAGUAGGCCUACGUAUUUUAAAUUCAGGCGAAUUGGCCAAGGAGGUUUAUGCUUUAUUGGCAAUAUUUGUCAGAACGCUUAAUAUUUGUUUAAAAUGAAAUUUGAGAAUAUGUUGUAAGCACUGUUCUUUGUGUUAGAUAUAUGUAGACCAUUACUUUCAGCACUGUAUACUUAUAUGAAUAUAUAUAUAUAGAUAUAUAUAUAUAAAUAUAAAAGAAAAAUAGGGAGGGUCCAGCAGUGAAGGCUAAACUUUAGGUUAUAUUACAAUAGUUCAAUUGUAAGAAAUACAAGAAAUAUCUUUUUGAAAUUUUAAAUCUAAAUUCACUUAAAACAAGACGUUCCCUGCGUUUCAUCGCUGGUACACUGUAAAGUAAUAUGGCACCAUGGGUGGAAAGGACAUCCUAAUACAACGCAAUUCAAUAGGUAAAGAUAAUUCAGCAAAUUAGAAAUAUUAAACGUCCAAUUAAUCACCCAAUUAAUUUGGCCAAACUCGGAUCCUAUGAGUUAGAUGAACUGCGCCUUAUGAGAUACUCAGCUAAAAACUUAAAGCACAAUUUUCUAUACGCCCCAUACUAGGAUUGUAGUAGUGCUCUAGAAAAUGUCAGGACCAUCACGGCUGUGUUUCACACCACGGAUGCAGCCAAAGUGCCUGUCUGUUUUUGUUUUCUUCACCUGGCAGGAGCAGGUCAUAUCUGUUAUUGUAAACUGAUGUUAUACGAAAAAAAAAUCUGAUUUUCCACGGGUCAAUGGCAACGAUUCAUUGAUGUCGAUUUAAAAUAAAUGCUUUGAAAAGUUAAACACGCCUCGUUGUGAGAGUGCACGCAGCCAUUAAAGCGUAACAAAUCGGAGGAGCAGGCUGGGCUCGUGUUCGGUUACAGGGUCAGAACCUACAGGUCCCUCUGGUUCGGUCCUACAUGCCGUAAUACACUGGUGCUGAACUUAAAGGUAAUAGCGCAAAACAAUUGGGUUUAAACGCAUGGGCUUCAUAGAAAUAUAAUCUCUAAAACUGACAACUUGAGAGUAAAAGAUUUCAUAAAAAUCCACAGGCAAAGAAUUUAAGUCUCCACAGAAACUUCAACUUUCCGCUGGUUGUUAGUUGAUUAUUGUAGCUUGAGUUAAAUCUUUUUAUAAUUGUUUGCUCAUUUGCUUCAUAUGCAACUGGCUGCACAUAACGGUAACGUUAAGUACACGUGGUGCAAGUUAAGAUCUUUAACAUUUAAAUAGAUUUUAAUUCGGGUGAAAACUGGUGAACAACAUCAUAUUUAAUGAGUACAGGUUUAGUUCACAACAAUGACCUUAUUUUAAGUUGGCAUAAUCUAUUAUAUUCAAUUACAUCACUGCUUUUCAAAGUAUUUUGUAUGAAUUAGAUACAUGUGUCAGAAGUGGCUGCAUUUAAGGCAGAUGCAGAUGAACUGAUUUUGAAUUGAAACUAUUUUCUCUCAGGUUCUUUUGCUUCCUUCAUAUUUAAGCUAAAAGGUGUAAAAAGGACUAAGAACAAAUGUGUUCAGUGUGUGGA
This is a messenger RNA of Betta splendens (Siamese fighting fish), 3423 nucleotides long. It is a transcript of the gene foxf1, whose product is annotated as forkhead box F1. The record is from RefSeq and is a predicted model, not a curated record. The coding region runs from base 195 to 1337 and encodes 380 amino acids. Gene Ontology annotation, biological process: animal organ morphogenesis; regulation of transcription by RNA polymerase II. Gene Ontology annotation, cellular component: nucleus. Gene Ontology annotation, molecular function: DNA-binding transcription factor activity, RNA polymerase II-specific; RNA polymerase II cis-regulatory region sequence-specific DNA binding. Lineage: Eukaryota; Metazoa; Chordata; Actinopteri; Anabantiformes; Osphronemidae. The transcript is spliced from 3 exons.